Leopardus geoffroyi (Geoffroy's cat) is the source of this 6938-nucleotide messenger RNA. RefSeq names its product PBX/knotted 1 homeobox 1 (gene PKNOX1). NCBI's taxonomy places the organism in Eukaryota, Metazoa, Chordata, Mammalia, Carnivora, Felidae. The coding region runs from base 2682 to 3992 and encodes 436 amino acids. The record is from RefSeq and is a predicted model, not a curated record. The transcript has 13 exons. Gene Ontology annotation, biological process: regulation of transcription by RNA polymerase II; angiogenesis. Gene Ontology annotation, molecular function: RNA polymerase II cis-regulatory region sequence-specific DNA binding; DNA-binding transcription factor activity, RNA polymerase II-specific.
AACCCACAAACUGUGAGACCAUGACCUGGGCUGAAGUUGGACUUAACUCACUGAGCCACCCGGGCGCCCCUACAGGUGUUAAACUUAAAAACUUCUUACUUUGAAUCUCAGUCUUGCAGAGACGUUGCAAAAACUGUACUGACUUGCCACGUACCUUCCCCAGUGUUCACAUUUUACCAAACAUAUGCCCACUCUCUCCGUCUCUCUCUCGCUGUGUGUGCGUGCACGUGUGUGCAUAUACACAUACACACAUAUGGGUAUGCGUACAUUUGAGAGAGUAAGUUGUAGAUGUGAUGCCCCCCAGUACUUCCGUAUGCAUCCCAAAGCAAGGAUGCUGUCUUCGUUAAUCACAGCACGGUGAUCAAACUCAGGUAAAACACUCUUACCUACUCUGACCGUGUAAACUUUGCCGGUUGUCUCACGAACGAGCGACUGUCCCGCUACCGGCAAAAAGGAAAGAGCAUUUGGGGGGCCCAGGCCCCCGUUGAGGACCACACACACCUGUCGCUUCACUUACUGGAGAAGUCUGUCGGCCUCUUGCACGUUCCCGCUUUGGAAGCUUAGGGGCCAGUCACUUCGUAGAUUGCCCCUCAGUUUCGGAUGGUGAGCGCAGCCUCGGGAUCGGGCAGGACUCCUCCCACGUCUUAGGUGUCCUUCUCGGGAGGGCUGUGAUGUUCCUUUGUCUCCUUACUGAUCAUCGGAAAGUUCACUGUUUGGUUACAUGUUGUCUGCCGGGUGUCUUCACUGGGAAGCUACUGUUUUCCCGUGUAAUCAGUGGUACGUGAGGGCAGGUGUGCUGACAUCAGGUGCGUUUCCUCUUCGGGGCCUCGUACGGGCCUCCCCGAGGAGUCCCGCCUGAGGCUCCGGUUACCGUGCCUGUGGCCAGCGCGAUGGCAUUGCAUCCGCCCCUACCUACUGGAUGGACCGCGCUAUAAUUCAGAGCUGUGCCUUCCCCCACUUUGUCCUUCGUUUACGUGCGUGUAUCAACACGGACGGCUUUGGGCAGCGUCGACGUUUUCACAGUGCUUGUUCUUGGAGCGCGUGAGCAUGGAAGGUCUUCCUGCUUCUUUGAGUCACCUCCGAUUUCCUGUGAAAGCUUCCUCUAGUUUUCAGAGUCAGGCCUUUCGCCUCUUUGGUCAGCUUUAUUCCUGGGUACCUCAUUGGACUCACCGAUGGUUGUUUUACUCCGAGUACUGUCAUACCCCGUCGCCCGUUGUCCCACGUUUGGCCCGUGAGAGCUUCUGCAAGCUGCUUCGACUCCUUCUGGUGUGUCCCCGUAAUUUUUGAGCACAGGCUCCGGGUCACCUUGUGCCUUCCCUGCCCCAGCCCUGGGAUCACGUCAGCCACUGCUCUCCGGAGCCCCGAUUCUUUGUUCUGGGGAGUGACAUUUAUCACCCAGGGUCUGGGUGGUACCGGGUGUCGCUGCUUCUCCACCCUCUCGGGGGACAGGGCUGAAGCAGGUGCACACGUGUGUGUGUGGGUGUGUGUUGAACGCACGGGAACUCACACCGACAGCUCCACUUCCGUUCCAGCAGGGCGGGGUCCCCCCCGAGCCGUUCCCUGUCUGUGUUUGGGGCCCCUUCUCUGUCACCGACUGUCCUGUGCUUAUUCCCCGUGUAUUCGUGUGUCUUCCCAGUCUCACGAAGCAUCUGCCUGUUUAUCAAACCCAAGGAAGUGUACCUUUUAAGUCAGGAAGUCAGUGGGGUGUUGCAGGAAGAGGCUCGUCCAUCCGCUGUGUCGUGGCUCCGUGCCCGAGGGGGGGCGGCCUCCUCCUGGCCCAGUGAGGGAGGGCGCUUCCAGAGCUGAGGGCAGGGCGCCGCCGGCCUGUGCGGGGAGUGCCGCGGGUGGAAGCAGGGCCGCCCCGCGUCCUCGCCGCUGAACGUCCCGUCUGUUGGAGAGGAGCGGGCGGCGCAGGGACGCAGGGCCUCGGAUCGGCGCCACUUCCUGUGCCCGAGUCCCCGUGGGCGGCGCACCGAGGGCCCCGUGUUCACCUGCACGCCCGGCGGGGCUCGCCCAGGGGAGGACCCUCUGACGGAGCUGGGAGCCCACGCGGGGCCCCGCACCCUCUUUUGGGAGUACGGUGUACCUGCAUAAAAGCCAGGGGCCGUUCUGACGCUGUCCCGUGGACGUGUAUGUGCAGGCCUCCCGACACGGCUGGCCCCGGACUGUGAUGGAGGGCUGCGCGCUGUCGGCCAAGCUCGGCGCCGGACCGCGCCCUGGCGGACGUGCCUCGGUGACGUUUGAUGGAGGCCACUCCCGGCUCAGCCUUGCGGCCGGCCGGGCCUGGAGAGGAGGGUGGUGUCGCUUUCAGGUGUUCCCUAGGGAGGGUGGCUCUGGCGUCGACUGUCUGUCUGGCGGGAAGUGCGCUGAGGACGUGGACCCCCCAGAGCUGUUCUUUGAGCCUCCGUCGGAGCAGCGCCACGAGCUGCUCUCGUUCCGGCGGCCACGGAAGUAAUGGCGACAGGAGAAAGGGCUCAAAAGUGCAGCGAGGACACGUGGGUGUCGGGGCCCGCGGAGCUGGGGUGACUCGCGUGUCCAGCGCGCGCCCCGUCAACAGCCACGGAACCUGCUCUGAUCCAACUGCUGGGUCCGGGACAUGUGGCUCUGCUCGGCCAGUUGCUCAGACGCCAUUUGCUUUUGAUGCAAGAUGAUUUGAUGCUUUCCUCUGAGACCCAUGAACCAUGAUGGCUACACAGACACUAAGCAUAGACAGCUAUCAAGACGGGCAGCAAAUGCAAGUAGUAACAGAGUUAAAAACGGAGCAAGAUCCCAACUGCUCUGAACCGGAUGUGGAAGGAGUGAGCCCUCCCCCGGCGGGCUCCCAGACACCAAUGGACGCAGACAAGCAGGCCAUUUAUAGGCAUCCACUAUUUCCACUACUAGCUUUGUUGUUCGAAAAAUGCGAACAGUCUACCCAGGGCUCAGAAGGCACGACCUCUGCCAGUUUUGAUGUAGAUAUUGAAAAUUUUGUAAGAAAGCAAGAGAAAGAAGGAAAACCCUUCUUUUGCGAAGACCCGGAAACCGACAAUUUAAUGGUGAAGGCAAUCCAGGUUUUGCGCAUCCAUCUUCUUGAGCUGGAGAAGGUGAACGAGCUCUGCAAAGACUUCUGCAGUCGCUACAUUGCUUGUCUAAAGACGAAAAUGAACAGCGAGACCCUCCUGAGCGGGGAGCCCGGAAGCCCGUACUCCCCCGUCCAGCCCCAGCAGAUUCAGAGUGCCAUCUCAGGCACCCUCAGCCCCCAAGGAAUCGUGGUGCCCGCGUCCGCGCUGCAGCAGGGGAACGUCACCAUGGCAACAGUGGCAGGUGGCACGGUGUAUCAGCCUGUCACGGUUGUCACUCCUCAAGGCCAGGUGGUGACACAAGCCCUGUCGCCCGGCACCAUCAGGAUCCAGAACUCCCAGCUCCAGUUACAGUUAAACCAAGAUCUCAGCAUCUUGCAUCAAGAUGACGGCUCAGCUAAGAACAAAAGGGGCGUUUUGCCGAAGCAUGCCACCAACGUGAUGAGAUCUUGGCUCUUUCAGCACAUAGGGCAUCCCUACCCGACAGAAGAUGAGAAAAAACAGAUCGCUGCUCAGACAAAUUUGACACUACUCCAAGUUAACAACUGGUUCAUCAACGCCAGAAGACGGAUUCUUCAGCCCAUGUUGGAUUCUAGUUGCUCAGAAACUCCAAAAACCAAGAAGAAGACAGCUCAGAACAGACCGGUCCAGAGGUUUUGGCCCGACUCCAUCGCCUCGGGAGCUGCACAGCCGCCGCCCAGCGAGCUGGCCAUGUCGGAAGGAGCUGUCGUGACGAUCACCACGCCCGUGAGCAUGAACGUGGACAGCCUGCAGUCUCUGUCCUCGGACGGCGCCACCCUGGCGGUACAGCAGGUCAUGAUGGCGGAGCAGAGCGAGGACGAGUCUGUGGACAGCACGGGGGACAGCGGGGCCGCGCUCGCCCCCACCCACAUCAGCGGGCUGGUCCUGGAGAACAGUGACUCCCUGCAGUAGGGCCGGCACAGCCCAGAACCGCGGGGCGGGCCUGACUUUUUACAGUUUGCACAGCAAACAUUUUACACACUUUUAUUUCUGACAUGUUUUAUACGUAGAUGGAGAAGAAUGCACUUUUGUAUUUCAUAGUGAGCUUCGAGAGCGCCCUCGCGGGCGCGGCGACUUUCCGGUGUGCGUGUGUGUGCGUGUGUGCGUGCGCGGGUUUUUAAGGAGAUUCUUUAAAGGUUUAACGCUAAAAAUGUGAUGAAUGACAGACACCCCCGUGAGCCCCUAAUUAGUUAAGGAAUAGUGCUGCCAUUUUCUAGAAAAUUAUGCAGUUUUAAUUUCGUUCUGUGGUUGAAGCAGGUCCCAGUGGGCUGGUUUAUUUGUGUCGCCCACGGAUUGGAGAGAAGCUUCUGCACCUUAAAACUGCCAGUGCGAGGUAGACGCCCACGGCAACAAAGUGCGUGUGGCCCGUGGUGAGCGUGCUCUGGUGGACAUACGCCGAGGUCCCCACGGACUUGGUGAGCCUGUUUCAUUUGCUAUAUAUGAAAAGAAACUCCUAUUUUUACCUUGCUGGAAUUAUUGGAUAAAAAGCUAUUUUUAUAAAUUCGCUAUGAAUUGGAUUAUGACUAUAUUGAGGAUAAAAUUUCUAGAGAAGAAACACACGUGCUUACUAUUUCAAUUUGGAAUGUUCUGAACUGACCAAAUUUAGUGAACCUGCCCAAAGGUAGCUAGCAUUCCACGGUUCUCCACCGUCCCGGGGGAGUGAUUGACAUGUAGUACCGUAGAAGAAACGAGCGUCUAAUGCAAUUUUGACACCUUCAGACUUCAGUUUAUAUGUAAAAGCUCAGAUUGCAUUUCACACUUGAUCUGAACCUGUAUCUAAAGGUGUUUGCUAAAUAGGACUUAGGUGAGUUAAGUGAGGUGGUAACCAGUAGUCAGAAGCUGUGACCACACACGUCAGUCUAAUUUAAAUUCGACUACAGUUAAAUGGUUACUGCGCCAGUUAGCUGUGUAUUGUUUUAGAAGUUUUUAGUCGGCCCUAUGUUAUGCAUAGAAUGUUUAUUAUAAACUAAUAUAAGAUGUGCUCUGUGCCACCGGCUCAGAGUGAGGCCCAGUAACCAGCACCCACGCUGUUACGCAAUUAACAUGUCCCCAGAGCGACACAGCUCCCCGGGCGGGCUCUCCGGCCUCAGCUCACACGCGUCUGCCGUCGGUCCCGGGGUCAGUAUUUUCUCCCCGUACGUCGUCGCUUGGGGAUUCCUGGCCGCCCCCCCCCCCCACCUCCCACCCCCACCCCCGACUUGAUCACAUGAGGUUUGGAGUAAUUUUAGGACUUCCGUUUCCCGGUGACAAGGCAGACCAAAAGAGUAGACUGGGUUUUGUUGCCUUUGUUUUCAUUUAUUUGCAAGUGGGGCUUUUGCUCGGAAAACAAGCCACCUUGUCUCAUCAAGCCUUUGUGUCGUCUUAAAGGGGACGCCCAGUGUUCGUGUUUCUAAAAGGUGGUUUGGUGUUUGGGAAGGUCGCCAGUUCUGGAGAUUCAGCAGCCGUCAUCAGUUACGGACCAAGGUUACAUUGCAGGAUAUCUGGAGCUGGGGCAGAUUUUUUCUGGAACUGAUUCCCCCCCCCACUCCCGCAAAAUUGGUUAAUUACAGUUAAUCACAGAAGACUUAUUUCCUAGGUAACUUAGGAGGUGGUAAGAAAUACAUAGAAUUUUCUUUGAAAAAUACUUCAGGAGCUUUAAAAGAAAAAGUGGACUAAACUCUUUUGGAGCGAGAACAACAUUUUUAAGCAACAGUUGCGUUCCUUAUUUAGAAACAAUUUGUAAUAUUUUCAGUUUCGUAGAUCAUUUUAACUUGACCUAAAUCCUAACUUGGUUGGACUUCUUGAAACUAGGAGCUGUGGACACCAGCCAGCCACCUCCCUCCCUCCCCAGUCCCUCUAGUCGCCCUGCUCUUUGGGUGCGUGUGGACUCACAGGCAGGUCACUGCCCCCCCCCAACCCCCCCCCGCCCCAGGGGUCACGUUCACUGAGCUGCGGUAGCCUGUUAGUCGCGGGCUACACAGACUGCCCGUUUGGAGACAGACGGGGGCCGUGCGGGGUCCCGCUGCCCUCGCUGGCCUGAGAUCGGCCUUCCGUGCCUGGUGACGCACCGCGCUCCCUGCGGCUGAAGCCGGUUUCCUUAGGCUCGAAGUUCUUACCAGGUUCGGAGGACUAGGAUAAGCCGUCCAGAGACAGGGCGCUCGUGGACAGGCCUCAGCUUCCCCCCCCACUCUCCCCGCGAAUAACCGAGGUGCUCGGAGACAACCUUGGCGUGGCAAGCCGUUUCGGUUCAUAAAACCGCUGCCCGGCGUGCCUGUCGUCGGUUUGCAUUUUAUAAACCCCCAUCUUCCAGCCCUCGGACCUUCAAGAGAACCUUUGAAAAUGGGACUCCCUCGAGCGUUCAUUUUCACGGAGCAGAUUCGAUCCUGACUUUGCGCCAGAAGGACGCUCCGGAUGUGUCCCCAGACCCAGAGUAAGAGUGUUGUUACCUGUCCCGCGGCUUCGCCGUCCCCAGACGAGCCGCCGCCGCCGGACCCGGCUUGCCGUUUUCUGGCUGCAGGUAGUGACGUCCGUUUCGGUCUCUGUCCGGGACGCACGGUGGGGCGGCAGGCGGUACCAGAGCGCACCUGCGGGUCGCGGCGGCCUUUUCUGUGCGGCCCUCACCUGUGUGAGCCGGCUCGGGGCCCUUGCCUUUUAGACAAACUCAACCCUACCUGGACGGUGGGCAAGGCCCACCUCUGGCGGUUAGGGACGGAAGUGACCCAGCAAUCUGCCUUUGUUUUAGUUGUGUUCGGUCUACGAACUGACAAUCUUUAAAAUGUGAAUACUGUAACAAUAUGUUUUCUUGGAUUGUUGUCUCGAAAGGGGAUUUUUGUGAAGCAACUGAUUUAUCAAAGCAAAAAAAUUAAAAAUAGAAACAUG